Molecule: messenger RNA, 3824 nt
Organism: Magallana angulata
Lineage: Eukaryota; Metazoa; Mollusca; Bivalvia; Ostreida; Ostreidae
Exons: 2
Coding region: 67-3738 (1223 amino acids)
Biological process (GO): cell surface receptor signaling pathway; G protein-coupled receptor signaling pathway
Cellular component (GO): membrane
Molecular function (GO): G protein-coupled receptor activity
Source: RefSeq, a predicted model, not a curated record
UUGAUGUGAAGAUUAUUUAAUUCGCAAACGAUUUUCUCUUUUUAAAAAAAUUUGAAAAACAACAGGAUGGAUAAAAUGAUACUGAUAUUUUUUCUUAGUGUAUCAAACACUGCGUAUUGUUGGGAAGGAUAUGUACAGAAUAUAUCGAAGCUUGUUCCAAAAUACUUGGACUAUUGUGGAAGCGAAUCCCUCUGUUCAACGAUAAAGGAGAAAAGCCAUUCAAAAAUAUCAAACACUCGCGAUUCGCACGAGUGUCCCCCGUGUUCUUGUUCGGAAUAUUGUGACCUGAACCGUAAUUGUUGCCUAGACGAAUCCUACAGCACCUGCAUUCAAAGAACGAUGAAUCCUCGCAUUACUGUCAACCGUGAUGAAAGCUAUCAAAUGGUUUCUUCUUGUCCAAAUCUGUACGAUACCUGUCUUCAACCGAUUACAGAAAAUAAUGUCCUGGAACAAAUUCCGGUGUAUUCCUUUGUUACAAACAGGACCUAUGCAAAUAUCAAUUGUUCUAAAUGUCACGGUCAAAAUGAAACCAUUGCAUGGACAUAUUACAUAGACUGUCCGUAUGUAGAAAUGGAUAUUGAUGACUAUACGGAUGCACCUAGUUUAUUGAACGGCAUGAUGUACAGUGGCUGUUCUUUAAAGUUGACCCCGCCUGUAAAUACUUUCCAGCGGCACUGUGAAAUGAACUCCCUGGUCAGGACAUGUAAUAUUACGGGGGACUGGGAUGUGUACGAUAAAGAAAUCAAAGAAGCGUGUGAGCAUUACCAGAAACCAUAUAAAUUUUACCAAAAUGUCUUUUGCUUUCUUUGUAAUACGGGUAAGGAACAAAGAAAAGUUUUAAAACUCACGGAAUCUAACAAAACGCCUAUGUCAUUUAAAAGGAAAUACAACAUAUCUAGUUACUUGACGAACUACAAUAAGUCUCACGAACAGAUGUUGCAAUUCGACGAUGCGUUAGUGCUAUUUUCAGAAAAAUAUGAUGGGACAAAUGACUAUACAAACCUGUAUAUGGCUAAUUUAACGUUACUAUCAUUCAAUUUGGCGGAGAGCCUAAACAAAAGCUUGAGAGAUGAUGAUACUUUUAAUGAAUCCCCAGAUUUUGAGGCCUCUGUGAAUCUGACCGCUCUAUAUGAGGAGUACGUCAGGUCAGGUGGCUAUCGUAACUGGUGCUCAGAGGAACACAGAGUUGACAAAAUAUUCCCCGGCUUCAAAGCAAGGAGAGACUGUAGUUGUGACGAAAACUGUUAUAAAUCUGCUUCCUGUUGCCCCGAUGCUGCCUACUUUCAACACAGGGUAUGCUCUGCAGCAUACAUCAACCACCCAUCUCACAAUAUAAUUUACGCGUCGUAUUAUUUUAUGAUUAAGAAAUGUCCGAUAAAUAAUAGAUAUCCAUUAAUAAAACUCAAAUGUGAAAACAAUUCCAAUUUUGAUUUGCUGAAUAUUCCAGUCGUGAAUACUCGAACACAUGAAACUUUUUACAAUAUAUACUGUUUUAUUUGUCAAAACCAGCAAGGGCCAAACUAUCCAGAUAUGACAAAUAUAAUGAUAUGGAACGUGAGUCUAGUGUGUCCCACUUUAUUUUUUCCUGCAAUGAAAAGUUCAGUUUCCACUGUCUUACAAACUGCGAUUGAGAAAAAGUGUUCUAUUUAUUAUAGCACUACAUAUUUGGUGGAGAGUUGCGAAGUAACUGAUCGAUGGACCAUUAAUAUAUGCAAUGAGACCGGAUUUGUUAAAUCAGUGUCUGAAAGUGCUCGUUUUAUGUGUGAGAGCAUUUACGGAAACGUAAUAGCAAAAUCACUAAAUUUCAUAUACAGGAACCAAAUUUGUGAUCUGUGCAACAGCGAUGUUUUCGAAGAACCCAUCUCAGGAUGCUUCAUAUCAGAUAAAGAUGCCAGCAAUGCUGAUCAAUAUAACUGUAAAAAUGGUAAUUUGGAAGAACAGACUUAUCCAUUUAAGAAUACGUAUUGUGAAUUAUGCAAUUCUGCUCAUGUAUGUAGCAAAGGGCAUUUUUGUGAGAUGGAUUUAAAUGAGUGUACCGGUUUUGGAUGCCUUAACUCCAAAGGCAGGCCAUCCUAUAGAGAAUUGUUUGGAACAUCAGAUACAAGUAAAGAGCGUCCUGUUAGUCGAGGGAUGGAGUGUAGCAGAUCGGAAUUCAAGGACACAUACACGAAUAAAUGCAGAAGAUUGCUUUGUUCGAGAGGAAAACUGCUGAUGAAUGACACAUGUUCCUAUUUUGUUCCUUACGCCAGGGAAGUACAUUACACUCUAGCGCUGAGAGUUCUUAUGUACUCAAAUUCGACUCGAACCAAUUUGCGUUCUGUUGAAGAUAAUCUUCAAGAAAUUCUUCAGCAAGAAAUAACAGAAGGAGACAUUCAUAUAGAAGAUAAAUACGUGUAUUCAAACUUAUCUUGUGCUGAUUUCUUGGGCCUAUCAUCCCCCGAUAUAUUUUUAAUAUACAUCGGGAUCAAAGUUCAAAAUAACCAGUUUCCAAUUAACAGAAACCGUCUGGAGAUUCAUCUGUUAGGUUUAACGAAUUCCACAGUCAAGUUUGAGGGUGUCUUUCUUGAGUUACAACAAAGCUUAGAGGCGCGGUUUCUUCCAAUUCUUGACCACCAAGAACGGAUAAACCCUUUUAGAUGCUUAUUGAAAAACAUUUCAUCUUCGUCAAAAUAUACAUACAACAUUAACAAUUUACUAGUUUGCCCACAGAUCGAACUAGAACAAGAUGAAUACAUUUUAUCUGAAGAUAAAAGUAGCAUAUCUGUAAAGCUAGUUGACCACAAAUAUAAUAUGAACGAGUUUGCAAAAGGAAAUAAUGGAAGAAUACGGAUAUGUGCGGAAUCGUACAAACGAAAUAUGGAUGAGUUUUCCCUUUUGGGUCAAAGGAGUAAUGUUGAAAUUGGAUUAACGGUUGUAACUUAUUUAUGCACCAUUCUUUCUCUUCUGUGCUUGCUUGCAACAAUAUCUGUCUAUUGCUUUUUACCUGAUUUAAGAACAGUGCCGGGCAUAAACAUAAUGUGUUACGCCUUUUCGCUGUUUUUAGCACAACUGUUCUUUAUCAUACGGUCUUACAUUACAGAUAUAAUUGCAUGUGCAUGGAUUGGAGGAUUCACUCAUUACUUUUGGAUCACUGUAUUUACAUGUACCAAUAUCUGCUGUUUUCAGAUGUUUAGAUUGUUUGUGAAAAAUGCUUUGACACAUGGUGGUGUAUGUGCUGAUAGAAAAAUAAUCUUUAGAAACUUUUUGGCGUCUUUUUUGCUACCUUCAAUUCCUGUAGCGUUGAACUUACUACUACCAUACACAAAAAUCGAUUUCAUAAAGUUUGGAUACGGAGGAAGUAAAUGUUUCCUGCUCAGUCAAAAAGCUUUAAUUCUAAUGUUUAUCCUUCCGAUAGUCCUACAGAUUAUUUUCAACAUAGUUAUGUUUUCCAUCACCUUUCAAUACAUACGAAAUAUGCCAAAGAUCCAGAGUACACAAAGCAGACAUGAUUUUACCAUUUUUUUAAAACUGUUUUUAUUGACUGGUGUUUCCUGGCUUUUCAUGAUUGUUGACGGAUUUUUCGAUGCUUCCCCUUUCACAUAUUUAGCUACAGUUGUUAAUGGUGCUCAAGGGGUGUUUAUUUUUAUUUCAUAUGCUUGUCAAAAAAGAGUUUUUCAAUUGAUGAAGGAACUUCGUGGAAUAAACUCCAAAAACUCUUAUACUUUGGACGGUAACCAUACCACAAAAAUGCAACUGUAAAUGUUUUUUUUUAAAGUAAAGUUACAAUUCAAAUAUCUUUUUUAUAAACUUACAUUUGAUCAAUUAAUUGUUGUUUUCACUCAUAC